AUGUCCUCUACUACAUCUACGUCGUCAUCAAACGACUAUAAAUGUUCUGCAAACCAUGUUCCUAAUACUUGGAGUGAGGACAUGGUGACCUCAGACUUAAGAACAGAAACGAGUAUUUCACAACUUUUAGAAAAUUCUCCUCUUCUUUAUACUCCUACUUUAUCUUCUACUGUUACUUCCCCUGAUUUAAGGGAUACUUUAGAGGCAGAUGAUGAGGAGGGUCGUAUACCGCAAACUGGUAUUUUCACGUUACAAGAUUUCAUUAACAUAGAGGAGUUGCGAAAACUCGCGGCAAGCAACGAUUGCAUGUUCACCAGAACGUCAAAUAACUCCACAACUCUACCAAAUUUGGCCCCUUCAAUAACGUCAAUGAAGCCGAUCGCUCCUGCCCUAUUUAGUCCUAUUUCCGCCAUAUCUUCCUCUCCUACUUCUGAAGCUGAUCCUUCUGAACGACAAUCUUCAACUAAUACAGUAUCAACUGAAGAAAAAAAGAAGUCAGCUGGUGGUCGUAAGAGAAAAGCUGAAAGUCUUGAAGAAAAAGAGCAGAGACAACACAAAAAACGUAGACAAAUGGCUGAUUUGGAAUCUCAAAAUACUAUUCUUAAAGAAGAAAAUGCUCAUCUAUCUAAGCGUUUAAAAGUUGUUGAAGAGGAAAAUGCAAAUUUGUCUGCAAAACUUGAUUCAAUUUCGGCUCAACUCGCUGAAAUUCAAUCUCAUCUAGCCGUAUCCGAGAUGAAUAAAGUCCUCCUUGAUGGUGUUCGCGGAUCUGCAGUAUCCGCGGCCUCGGAAAAAGAAUCUCUGGAUUUUUCUAAUAUUAAAGAGGAUCCUAUUAAUAAUAAUGAAGUCCCAGCAGCGGCCCGUCAAGACGAGGAACCUUUACGGGAUGUCGUCGAUAACCCCUACGAUUUGGAUGUGCCCCCCACAAAUGCUGAAGCAACUCUUGUUGACCUUCUCGAUAGUUUUCUGGACUACGACUGGUCAGCAGAAGAAUUUUCUGCUAUUCAGCAACAAUCAAAUGGUAUUUGUUGA
Racocetra fulgida is the source of this 1029-nucleotide messenger RNA. The record is from the annotation of a GenBank genome assembly. NCBI's taxonomy places the organism in Eukaryota, Fungi, Glomeromycota, Glomeromycetes, Diversisporales, Gigasporaceae.